This is a messenger RNA of Aplysia californica (California sea hare), 447 nucleotides long. Its product is annotated as variant surface antigen B-like. The record is from RefSeq and is a predicted model, not a curated record. The transcript is spliced from 2 exons. Lineage: Eukaryota; Metazoa; Mollusca; Gastropoda; Aplysiida; Aplysiidae. The coding region runs from base 1 to 447 and encodes 148 amino acids.
AUGAAUUGGUUAAAGGAACACGGUGAAGACCCUCUUUACAGACAGAACAAUCCAGACCAGGAUGAACAACGUAACGCCAUACAAAGCUGUGCUGGAGGUGGGCCUACCCCACUGAGCUGCCCACUCUUCUUAGACUUUAUCAACGACCUGGUUGGGAUUGAGACACUGGCUCGGCUGGCGAUAAAAAUAUCCACCCGAAGCAGUAACGGCAAAGAUUCUCGUAGUGGGGAAAUCUUUGGUAACGGCAAAGAUUCUCGUAAUGAGGAAAUCUUUGGUAACGGCAAAGAUUCUCGUAAUGGGGAAAUCUUUGGUAACGGCAAAGAGUCUCGUAAUGGGGAAAUCUUUGGUAACGGCAAAGAUUCUCGUAAUGGGGAAAUCUUUGGCAACGGCAAAGAUUCUCGUUUUGGUAGAUUCUCUACUGCUCGAUCUUUGGUAACUGGACGAUAG